Quercus robur (English oak) is the source of this 1653-nucleotide messenger RNA. RefSeq names its product serine/threonine-protein phosphatase 7 long form homolog. The record is from RefSeq and is a predicted model, not a curated record. Gene Ontology annotation, biological process: meristem maintenance; meristem development. Lineage: Eukaryota; Viridiplantae; Streptophyta; Magnoliopsida; Fagales; Fagaceae. The transcript is spliced from 5 exons. Bases 1 to 1653 code for a protein of 550 amino acids.
AUGGCAAACAUUCAAAUGCAAGAUAAUCGAGUGAUUGACAUUAUCAAAUUGCUAAGGCUAGAAGGAUUGUUUAGAGCCCCUUCAAGAGAGAUAGAUCAUUGCCUAAUAUCGGCCCUAGUUGAGCGAUGGCGGCCGGAGACUCAUACUUUCCAUCUUCCACAUGGUGAGAUGUCAAUCACCCUACAAGAUGUGGAGGUAAUUUUCGGACUUCCUAUAGACGGUGACGUCUUGGUUGGGCCGACUGUUGUGGUGGAUGAUGGGGGUUGGAGGCAACUGUGUACGGAGUUGCUUGGUUUUACUCCGCCGAAUGACAAUAAAACUUUGGUGGGGCAAAGAAUUCUCAUCAGCCGACUUGUUGAGGCCAUUGCAGCGCCACUGCCUCAUGACGCAACGGAGAUGCAAAUACACCAGUAUGCCCGGUGCUAUAUUUUAGCGCUAGUAGGGGAUAAACUUUUCAUGGACAAGUCAGGAGAUAGGGUGCAUCUGAUGUUCCUGGACUUCAUGCGUAACCUUCGUGAUCCGCCACAGUAUAGUUGGGGUAGUGGUUGCCUGGCCUGGUUAUACAGGGAGUUGUGUCGGGCAAGCGAGAAAGGGGCAUCGCAGAUUGGUGGGGCGUGCACCUUGGUCCAGUAUUGGGCAUGGGCAAGGUUGCCAUUCUUGUGCCCGAGGAUAGAGCCCCCACCUGGAUGUGAUUAUGGCCCAUGGCCAUAUGCUCCACUUGCAUUUAAGUGGGUGCGGGUGCCAAGCCCGAAGAGUAGGCCAUCCGGCAUGGCCUUGGUCCACUAUCGCGAGCAAUUAGUUACAAUGCAGCCAGAGCAGAUUGUGUGGCAGCCAUACGAGGCACACUUCGACCACCUUCCUGAGUUCUGCGUUGCAGGGAGGGAUACGUGGACAGCAAGGGAGCGGCCUAACGAUGUUGUCUACGAUGAUAGGCUGCAUAAAAUCGACUUACGUGGGAAGGUGGAAAAGAAUUGGAGGGAGGAGCAUGGACCGUAUAUCAUUUCAUGGGAAAUGAGACGACAACAACUUUGUUAUGCACCUCCUCAGAUUGGUGAGAUGCCCCGCAAUCAUGCCUAUUACGUCUGGUACCGUCCGGUCACUCGAAAGUAUGUCGACCGCAACAGCUCUAAAUUAGAUAUAAUGAUUCAAAGCCAUUUAGCGCUGUUAGCGAUGCUUCCUGAAGGCAGCCAAGCUCACAACCAUGUCCGGCGUGUCCUAAAUAAUGUGGCUGGCCUUGGUGGUGGUCCUGCAGUAAAUGAGCAUGCAAACAAUGGGCAUGAGACUGAACUAGCAGCUACUGCAACCCCAAGCACAAGUGCAGCACCCGUAAGUACACCGACCCGUGGUCAUCGUGCUACUACAAGCCCAAGCACAAGCGCAGCUAGGGGUCGUGGUCGGCCUGCUACAGCAACUCCAAGCACAAGUGCAGUUAGGGGCCGUGGUCGGCGUGCAACAACCCCUCGGGUUGUAACUAGUCUUGAGAUGCCUCCACCCAUCCCGCAGGCAUCUCCUCAGCCUGAGGUCCCUUCACCCAUCCCAUAUGCAUCUCCUCAGCCCGAGGUCCCUUCACCCAGCCCACCUUCGCAGCCCAAUUUCAAUGUCAGUAUUGACCAAAAUGUGACCCCUCCUAUACUCCCCGAGACACCCUCAUAA